UCAAGCUCAAAACCUUGUUUGAUGAGUUUUCAGGGACGAAAGACUUGGUUGCUCAAGGAAAGUUGGUGAUGACAGAGGAGAAGACUAAGCACCAUGUGAUUGCUUAUUUUUUAUAUCAACUUGGAACCAUCUUCUUCCCUGACACUUCAGGCCACGUGGUAAAUGCUCAUUACCUCCAGCUAUUGGACCCCUUGGAUGAGGUGAACAACUACUCUUGGGGCAUUGCGGUUCUUUCAUUCGUUCAAGUGGAACUCAGAAAAGCUUCGAGGCUUAGGAGUCUAUAUUUUGGAGGCUUAUACACCCUUGUUCAGGUUUGGGUGUACGACCACUUCCCUAAACUGCAAUUAUCUAAUGCUCGCACUCCUUGGCCUUUUGGGAAGCCUACAGCUGGUAAAUAUGAAUUUUUGAACUCACAUGAACAGAAUAAGGGAAAAAAGGUGUUGGAGUUGAGGGAGACAUUGGAUAAGUUAACAGUGGAAGAUGUGGUUUUCCAUCCUUACAGCAUUGCAUCAGAUGAAGACGAGGAGGAUAUUGAUGUUAUUGAUUUCUCACCUGUUGCGGGUUAUAAUGAACCGUUGUUUCAUCAUGGGGGUUGUACAAUGUAUAAUCCUCGAAGAGUACUUAGACAACUUUCUUGUGUCCAAAGUGUCCCACAAGUGGAAAACUUCAAGGUAAAGAAGGCCGGAACUAAGAACAGCGAGAAGAAUUUCAUCCCCAAAUACGAUCCUGCUCCAUCAGUGGACCACUGGAAGAACUUUGGGGAUUAUCUUGUUCCAUUCGAAGAGUUACAAGAUUCGUUUGAUGAGCCAAAUGCCACUGACGAUGGAUAUAUGGAAUGGUAUGAACAUUUUUCUCAUCCUCGUGUAAUAAACAAUGUCCAACAAGCCCGUGCUGAUAAAGCAAAAGCGACGGUAAUGGAGAAAGAGGCUCAGAAGAUUAUGAAGCCUACCCCUAUGUGUGGUGAUGAGGCCUUGAUCUUGUGGAAUUCGGCGAUAAGAUAUUUACUCUUAUUUUUGUUUUUCAUAUUUCUUUCACUUGACUCGCCCUUUUGA
This is a messenger RNA of Papaver somniferum (opium poppy), 1052 nucleotides long. RefSeq names its product protein MAIN-LIKE 1-like. The record is from RefSeq and is a predicted model, not a curated record. The transcript has 2 exons. Lineage: Eukaryota; Viridiplantae; Streptophyta; Magnoliopsida; Ranunculales; Papaveraceae. Bases 69 to 1052 code for a protein of 327 amino acids.